Messenger RNA from Carica papaya (papaya), 1349 nucleotides. Its product is annotated as 2-oxoglutarate (2OG) and Fe(II)-dependent oxygenase superfamily protein. The record is from RefSeq and is a predicted model, not a curated record. Lineage: Eukaryota; Viridiplantae; Streptophyta; Magnoliopsida; Brassicales; Caricaceae.
AAAAACUCAAGUUUGUUUGGAUUCUUCUGAAUCUUUGCUCGAUCCCUGAGCUGCUCGGAGGUUUCUACAGAGAGAAACGUAGAGAAAUCAUCAUCAACGCCAUGGCCACCGACUUCAAAUCCCUUCCAAUUGUGGAUGUUAGCCCUCUGUUGGCCAGGUGGGAUGACCCAAACAUGGCCGAGGACCCAGGUGUGUCUCAGGUCAUUAGGCAAUUAGAUCAGGCGUGCAGGGAGGCUGGAUUCUUCUAUGUGACUGGCCAUGGUAUUCCUGAGUCACUCCUCAAAGAGGUUAGAAAUAUAUCACGCCAGUUUUAUGAUCUUCCAUACGAGGAAAAAAUCAAGAUUAAGAUGACAGCAGCAACUGGAUACAGGGGAUAUCAGAGACUAGGGGAAAAUAUAACAAAAGGGGUACCUGAUAUGCAUGAAGCUAUUGAUUGCUAUAAAGAAAUAAAACCAGGGAUGUAUGGAGCUCUUGGCAAACCUAUGGAAGGGUGUAACAAGUGGCCCCAAAAGCCUCCUAACUUCAAAGAACUAAUGGAAGAAUAUAUCAACCUUUGCACAGGCCUUUCAAGAAAAAUAAUGCGAGGAAUCGCUUUGGCAUUGGGUGGAUCACCAUAUGAAUUUGAAGGUAAAAAAGGUGGAGAUCCAUUUUGGGUGAUGCGAAUUAUCGGUUACCCAGGUGUCUCACAUGCAUAUGGUCUAGACAUGCCAGAAAAUGACAUUGGAUGUGGAGCUCACACCGAUUAUGGUUUACUGACACUGGUUAAUCAAGAUGAUGAUAUAACCGCACUUCAGGUGAGAAAUCUGUCUGGUGAAUGGAUAUCGGCGGUCCCAAUCCCAGGGACUUUUGUAUGCAACAUUGGAGACAUGCUGAAGAUAUGGUCAAAUGGUUUAUAUGAGUCAACUGUACAUCGAGUUACCAACAGUUCCCCAAAAUACCGGGUUUGUGUAGCUUUCUUCUAUGAGCCAAACUUCGAUGCUGUAGUGGAGCCUUUGGAUAUUUGUCAACAGAGAACCGGUGAAACUCGAAUUUUCGAAAGUGCAGUCUAUGGGGAGCAUCUUGUAAGCAAAGUCCAAACAAAUUUCGUGGUAUAGGAGCUAAGUUUUCAGCCUUUUAGUCUUUGUGCCUGGUACGAACCCUUAUCAUUUUAUCCGUUUGUACCAAAAGAAAUUAUGGAGAUAUGAGCCCUUAUAAUUUUUUCAUUUGUAUCAAUGAAGUCAAUUAUGAUGUGAAUAUGAGAUGGCAAGCUGAGAAUAAGCAUCUCCAAUCCAUUGGUGUCAUUUGAUCUCUUAGAUCUGUUCUGUCAUUUAGGGACUUUGAUCUACACGUCAACAUUCUUUUUUUCUUCU